AUUUCACAAUAGUCUUGUAGGGGUUUUCUUCGGACGAUCAAAGCUCAAACGGGUGCACAGUCAUAGAGGUCAGUGGGUGCACAGGGUGCACACACAUACUCAAUUGGUCGUUUAGUAGCGCUCCCGUGCCUAACAUCGCUUUCGGUAUCAUCCCAUUCAAUCCCUUUCUCGGCGUUUCGGGAUGCUGAUGUAACGUCAGCCGAUACUUCGCGGCGCCCCUGAACUCGAAACGAGUGUUUUACGACGUUCGUAGCUCUCUGUCAGCGACUUGAAAACGCCGGCGAGAUGCCGCUGAAGCUGACCUGCAACGUGGGCGAGCCCCCGGUGGGAGCCCUGCUCACCGCCGAGCACCUCAAGCCCGGACUCUGUGUCAACGUGGACUGGGCUACGAGCACAUGUCUCCAAGUAGAUGGCGGAAAGUCCUUUAGUUCGUCGCCGCUCAUCUCCCGCUACCUGGCACGCCUGUGCCCCGACGAGCAGUUGUAUGGUAGCAGCGCCCUGGAGCACACCGAAGUCGACCACUGGAUCGAGUUUGCGGUGGGCAGGCUGUCCCAGAGCGACGAGCUACCACGGGCGGUGCAAAGUCUGGACCGGGCUCUCGGCUCAUCAUCUUACCUUGUGGGACAGCGGGCGACCAUCGCCGACUUUACCGUUUGGGGUGCUUUGUUCGUGAGCCCCGCCUGGCAGGGUCUGCUCUCGGCCAAGAAGGCGCCGCAGAACGUGUCCCGUUGGUACAACCUCCUCCUGUCACAGCCCAAGGUCGAGAGCGUGCUGUCAGCUCUUCCGCCCCAAACGAGGCGCGAGACGCCAAAUCAGAUGAGCAAAGAAGCGGCCAGUAAGGUCAGUAAGGAAGAAGGCAAGUUCGUGGACCUGCCCGGGGCCGAGGUCGGCAAGGUGGUGGUCCGGUUUCCGCCCGAGGCAAGCGGCUACCUCCACGUGGGGCACGCCAAGGCAGCGUUGCUCAACCAGUACUACCAGGAGGCGUUCAAGGGCAAGCUCAUCAUGAGGUUCGACGACACAAACCCCGAGAAGGAGAAGGAGGACUUCGAGAAAGUGAUCCUUGACGACGUCAAGAAGCUGGAGAUCACCCCAGACCGAUACACUUUCACGUCAGACUACUUCGAGCUGUUGCUCCAGAAGUGCGAGGAGCUGCUCCGGAAGGGGCUGGCCUAUGUGGACGACACAGACCCGGAGACGAUGAAGGCGGAGCGCGAGCAGCGCCAGGACUCCAAAAAUAGGGGCAACUCGGUCGAGAAGAACCUCCAGCUCUGGGAGCAAAUGAAGAAGGGCACCGAGCACGGCCUCAAGUGCUGUGUCAGGGCCAAGAUUGACAUGAAGUCCAACAAUGGGUGCAUGCGGGACCCCGCCCUGUACCGCUGCAAGAUCAUGUCCCAUCCCCGGACAGGCGACAAGUACAAGGUGUACCCCACGUACGACUUCGCCUGCCCAAUCGUCGACAGCAUUGAAGGCGUUACCCACGCCCUCAGGACCACCGAGUACCACGACCGGGACGAGCAGUUUUUCUGGGUCCUGGACAGCCUCGGCAUGAGGAAGCCCCAUAUCUAUGAAUACUCAAGGCUCAACAUGAUGAACACCGUCCUCUCGAAGCGGAAGCUGACCUGGUUUGUGGAGAACAAGAUCGUGGAUGGAUGGGAUGACCCGCGCAUGCCCACUGUCCGUGGCGUGCUCCGCAGGGGCAUGACAGUGGAGGGACUCAAGCAGUUCAUUGUUGCCCAGGGCUCUUCAAGGUCUGUUGUCAUGAUGGACUGGGACAAGAUCUGGGCGUUCAACAAGAAGGUAAUCGAACCUGUCGCUCCCAGGCACACGACUGUGGAGAAGGAAAACGCCGUUGUGGUCGAGGCCCCAGGCUUGAAGGAAGGGAAACUCGAGGUGGCCGUCCAUCCGAAAAACACUAGCCUAGGAACUCGAGAUCUGGUAGUUGCUCCGCAGCUUUUGGUGGACCAGUCAGACGCUCGGGCCAUGAAGGCCGGAGAAAACGUCACUUUCAUUGGCCUGGGCAACCUGAAAAUCAAGGAUGUCUCUCGAGGUGCAGACGGAAAGGUCACCAAGAUCGUGGCUGAACCAAACCUUGACGACAAGAAUUAUAAGAACACUCUUAAAGUUACUUGGCUCGCCGUCAGUCCCUCCGCACCCCUUGUACCUUGCACUUGCGUCUUCUUUGACCACAUACUUUCAAAGCAAGUGCUCGGGAAGGAUGAUGACUUCAAGGACUUUGUGCGGAAGGAGACCCGCGUGGAAGUGCCCAUGCUGGGCGACCCACUACUUAAAAAUUUGAAGAAGUCUGAUAUUAUACAGAUUCAAAGGAAAGGCUUCUUCAUCUGUGACCAGCCAUACGAUCAAAGUGCAGCACGACAUAUUAGUCAGGAAGGACCCCUUGUCCUCUACCACAUUCCAGAUGGAACACAGAGCACAUCUACCCUCCCCGAGAUUGUCCAGAGGUUUUACGAAUCCAAGGAAACUCCCAAGGAGCAACUACAAAGGGUCAAGGGCAAAGCCGCCGAAAAAUCACCAGUGGAAGACACCAAACCCCUGGUUGCGAAGGCUGGUGAGCUCGAGGAGUUGAGCAGCAAGAUUCAGCAGGCUGGAGACCAGGUGAGGCAGUUGAAGGCAAGCAAGGCUGAAAAGUCUGCAAUUGAUGGCAGUGUUGCGGUCUUGUUAAAGCUCAAAGGCGAGUUCAAGAAACUUACUGGGAAGGAUUGGCAACCGUCAUCUGCUCCUCAGACCAAGUCUCAAGGGGCAGCUCCGCCGUCUUCAGCUGAUUUGGAUGCCAAGAUUCAAGCUCAAGGUGAAAAGAUCAGGAAAAUGAAGGCUGACAAAGUCACAAAGGAUGUUCUGGAUCCAGAAAUAAAAGAACUGCUGAGGCUGAAGGCAGACUACAAGUCCUCCACAGGCAUCGAGUGGAAGCCCGGAGUGAUGUCGCCAUCAGCUGCAGGAACUGGGGAUGCCGCUGCAUGCGAUGUGCAGAAUCUCGACAGGCAGAUUGAAGCGCAAGGCGACAAGAUCCGCAUGCUCAAGUCGAAUAAGGCAGCCAAGGAUGUCUUGGACCCCGAAAUCAAGCUUCUUUUCCAGCUGAAAGCAGAUUUUAAAUCUGCCACUGGCCAAGAGUGGAAGCCUGCCACUUCGCAGUCGGAGAACAGCUCUAAACCCUUGAAGCCUACAGAAAAGCAGAAGGAGCAAGCCGACAAGGCCAAGCCUGCGGCAAAGCCAAAAAAAGCAGCUAAAGAAAGUACUCCCACGCCACAGGAUGGUCCCAAGAAGAUCACGCGCCUGGGCCUAGAGGCCAAGAAGGAAGAGAACCUCCCUGACUGGUACUCGCAGGUCAUCACCAAGGCGGAGAUGAUUGAGUACUACGACGUGAGUGGCUGCUACAUCCUCCGUCCGUGGGCCUACAGCAUCUGGGAGAACAUCAAGGAGUUUCUUGACACCAGGAUCAGGAAGAUCGGUGUCCAAAACUGUUACUUCCCCAUGUUUGUUUCAGCUCAAGCUUUGGAGAGGGAGAAGACUCACGUAGCUGACUUUGCACCAGAAGUGGCCUGGGUCACCAGGUCGGGAAACAGCGACCUGGCAGAGCCUAUUGCCAUUCGACCAACGAGCGAGACCGUUAUGUACCCCUCGUACGCCAAGUGGGUGCAGUCGCACAGGGACCUUCCACUCCAGUUGAACCAGUGGUGCAACAUUGUGCGCUGGGAGUUCAAACAUCCACAGCCCUUCCUGCGGACCCGAGAGUUCCUCUGGCAGGAAGGGCACACUGCCUUUGCCACAAGGGAAGAAGCUGUGGAGGAGGUUUACAAGAUCCUGGACAUCUACACGGCAGUCUACGAAGAACUCCUUGCCCUCCCUGUUGUGAGGGGACGAAAGACUGAGAAAGAGAAGUUUGCUGGAGCUGACUUUACGACGACAGUCGAAGCCUACGUCCCAGCGAGCGGCCGUGGUAUCCAGGGUGCCACAUCCCAUCACUUGGGCCAGAAUUUCAGCAAGAUGUUUGAGAUUGUAUUUGAAGACCCUGAGACACGAGAGAAAAAGUUUGCCUUCCAAAACUCGUGGGGGCUGACUACGAGAACCAUUGGUGUGGUGGUGAUGGUCCAUGCUGACAACCAAGGCCUUGUACUCCCACCGCGGGUAGCAUGCUACCAGGUUGUCAUCGUGCCUUGUGGCAUCACUGCAGCCAUGUCAGAAGACCAGAAGGCUGCACUGAUCAAGUUCUGCCAGGACUUCGAAGCAACACUUGAUGUUGCAGGAGUUCGCUGCAAGGGAGACUACAGAGACAACUACUCUCCAGGCUGGAAAUUCAACCACUGGGAGCUAAAGGGUGUGCCCAUAAGGGUGGAAAUCGGGCCUCGUGACAUGCAGCAGGAGCAGUUUGUUGCAGUGCGUAGAGACACGGGGGAGAAGCUCACUUACAAGACCUCCACGGCGGUCAAAGAGAUGAAAGACCUGCUUGAGAACAUCCAGAAGUCCAUGUUUGACCGAGCAAAAGCAGACCAGCUCAAGUAUCAAGCAGUCACAAAGAGCUGGGGCCAGUUCCUGGAAAAGUUGGAUGGCAAGUGCCUCAUUAUGGCACCCUUUUGUGGUGACAUGGAGUGUGAGGAUGAGAUCAAAAAGAACAGUGCUAAGGACUGUCUAGAGACAGAGCCUGGAGCGCCAGCUAUGGGGGCCAAAAGCUUGUGCAUCCCCUUUGAGCAGCCGGCCAAGAUUGAAGCUGGAGACAAGUGCAUCAACCCAGGGUGUGCCAGGAAGCCCAGCGCUUACACCUUGUUCGGUCGCAGUUACUGAGCAUCUUGUUUUGUCACAAUGCCUUGGUGACUGUAUUUAUUUGAUCUGAGACAGUAAACAUCUUUUUUUACAAA
Ixodes scapularis (black-legged tick) is the source of this 4868-nucleotide messenger RNA. It is a transcript of the gene GluProRS, whose product is annotated as bifunctional glutamate/proline--tRNA ligase. Gene Ontology annotation, molecular function: proline-tRNA ligase activity; ATP binding; glutamate-tRNA ligase activity. Bases 286 to 4794 code for a protein of 1502 amino acids. Gene Ontology annotation, cellular component: aminoacyl-tRNA synthetase multienzyme complex; cytoplasm. NCBI's taxonomy places the organism in Eukaryota, Metazoa, Arthropoda, Arachnida, Ixodida, Ixodidae. The transcript is spliced from 2 exons. Gene Ontology annotation, biological process: prolyl-tRNA aminoacylation; glutamyl-tRNA aminoacylation; translation. The record is from RefSeq and is a predicted model, not a curated record.